Messenger RNA from Aaosphaeria arxii CBS 175.79, 2887 nucleotides. RefSeq names its product phosphatidylinositol 3-kinase. Bases 102 to 2783 code for a protein of 893 amino acids. The record is from RefSeq and is a predicted model, not a curated record. Gene Ontology annotation, biological process: autophagosome assembly; autophagy of peroxisome; endocytosis. Lineage: Eukaryota; Fungi; Ascomycota; Dothideomycetes; Pleosporales. The transcript has 3 exons. Gene Ontology annotation, cellular component: phagophore assembly site; membrane; endosome. Gene Ontology annotation, molecular function: 1-phosphatidylinositol-3-kinase activity.
GCGAGACCUCUAAAGACACCGCCGCUGGGAAUCCCACCAUUCUUUCUGCCGUUGGGACACCUCAUGGCCGUUCAUAACGUAUAUUUUUCACACCGCUCGCGAUGGAAGCUUUCUCUUUCGCAACUUCCACUGCCUUGAACGAGCUUACUGUUCAUGUGCGAAUUGACCGCCUUGAUGGUCAUUUAAAGCCCAUACCAUACUCCGUACUUCUGAAGAGGCCAGACUUAAGACAUAGAGCUUCGAUCGCCAACCCGCAUUCCGAGCUAUAUGUCACCGCUCAGAUAUGGGCCGACAGCAAACCGCUAACAGUGCCCGUACAAACGGCCUACAAGACGUUCAAGAACGCGCGAAUAUGGAAUGAGUGGACAUCAUUGCCGGUCACGUAUUCGAACCUCCCCGCGACAGCUCAGCUUGCUCUCACCGUCUGGGAUCUCUCCCCCGCCGAGUCCGAAGAUACAAACUCCCACGCUGUUCCGUUCGGCGGCACAACUAUACCGUUAUUUGACCAGGAUAAUACGCUACAUAAAGGAAGACAGCGGUGUAGGCUGCAUCGAUUUAAGGUUGCGGACGGGCUGUCUUCAACUACCACACCAUGGAUAAUACCACCCGCACGGAGAUCUCGGAAGGAAGUCGUCAGAGAAGACACAGUAGAUGAGCAAAUCGCAGAGAUGCAGCGGUUGGAAAUGUUGUUAAAAAAGCAAGAGAUGGGUGACAUCCCGGAAAAUCGGUGGCUAGACGGCAUGGUUUUUAAGAAGAUGAUGAAGAUACGGAAUGAAGCCUUGAAAGCAGAAGCGAUUGGCUCGAAUCGAACAGAUCCUGCCUCAUAUAAAGAUGACGAUAAAAGUGGCGACAAGGAGUCUAGCGAUGAACUUUACUAUCUCGAUAUAGAAUUUCCGCGCUUCGAUCAUUCAAUAGUCUUCACAGACGUCGAGUACCCUCCGCCGCCCGUGUCGAACAUCAAAAUAUCCUCAGACUCGGAAGUAUUAUUACGGCCGCCGCCUGAAGUAUCCUUUGGUCCUGGCAUCGACAUCGGUGACGCUGACAUCGGUCGGUUGAUCCGGAUAUACGAUCCCGAAACGGGCAGGGCGGACAACCCGGCUGAGAACAAGCACCGCAAGCUGAUGCGUAGCCAACAAACCGAUUCACUAGACCGCGAUAGGAAACCAGAUGUGUCGACGCGAGAUCGACUGAACACAAUCCUCUCAUUCGGCCCCCUACAAGAGAUGACAUCUGAUGAUCGUGAUCUGAUAUGGAAGUUCAGAUAUUACCUGCUUCGUGACAAGAAGGCUUUGACGAAACUGGUUAAAUCUGUGAAUUGGAGAGAUGCUGGAGAAGCCCGACAAGCCGCGCCAUUCUUCGAAAAGUGGGCGGAGAUUGAUGUUGAUGAUGCUUUGGAGCUGCUUGGUCCUCAGUUUGAUCACCCUCUAGUGAGAGCCCAUGCAGUGGAGCGCUUGAAGAAGGCGGAUGAUGAUGAACUUCUCCUCUACCUGCUCCAACUUGUGCAGGCCCUGAAGUAUGAAGCAUCCGGAGCCGGAGACAACUCUUCUCUUGCACGAUUCCUCGUCACCCGUGCCAGCGACAGUCUCAUGCUUGGCAACUUCCUCCACUGGUAUCUCAUGGUCGAAAUCAGCGACUUCAGUGCAGACCAAGCUCCUGAACAUCGGGAACUCUUCGCCAAGGUUGAGUUCGAUUUCAUGUUUGAACUCGAAAAGACUCCCGAGGGUGUCGAAAAGCGAAAGACAUUCAAGCGUCAAGGCGAGCUUCUAACUGUACUCGCUAAGAUCGCGAAAGAAGUCCGGUUCGCAGGAGGACGAAAGGCCCAGAAGCUCGAGAGACUUAAGAAGUUUCUUUCAGAUCCCAAAAACGAGCUCGCCAACUUCGAUCCGCUCCCUUUGCCGCUCGAUCCCACCAUCCAGAUCAAUGGAAUCCAUGUCGACGACUGCAAUGUGCUCUCCUCAUCCCUGCAUCCCAUGAUCCUCAACUUCAAAACAACCUCGAGCACGAAAUACUCCAUCAUCUUCAAAACCGGCGACGACCUCCGACAAGACCAGCUCGUAAUCCAAAUCAUCACCCUCAUGGACCGCCUCCUCCGCAACGAAAACCUCGACCUAAAACUAACCCCGUACCGCAUCCUCGCGACCUCCACCAGCGCCGGCGCCAUGCAAUUCGUGCCCUCCAUGUCCCUCGCGGACGCAACCAACAAAUACAAAGGCUCUCUCCUCGCGUACCUCAAAGCCAACAACCCAGACGACUCGGAACCCCUGGGCGUCCGCAAAGAAGCCAUGGACACCUACAUCAAGUCGUGCGCCGGCUACUGCGUGAUAACGUACCUCCUGGGCGUCGGCGACCGGCACCUCGACAACCUCCUGAUCUCGCCCUCCGGCCACUUCUUCCACGUCGACUUCGGCUACAUCCUCGGGCGCGACCCGAAGCCCUUCGCCCCGCAGAUGAAGCUCGCGCCCCAGAUGGUCGAGGGCAUGGGCGGCACAAACCACCCCAACUACCUCCUCUUCAAGCAGUACAGCUUCACGGCGUGGUCGACGCUGCGCAAGUCCGCGAACCUCCUGCUCAACCUGUUCAAGCUCAUGGAGGAGGCGAACAUCCCGGACAUCCGGGUCGAGCGCGAGGGCGCCGUCAGGAAGGUCGAGGAGAGGAUGUGGUUGGAUAAGAAGGAGGAGGUUGCGAUGCGGGAUUUCGAUGCGCUGAUUGAGGAGAGUCUGGGCGAUUGGAAGGCGGGAGUCAUUGAUUGGGCGCAUUAUUGGGCGCAGUAUCUUAAGAAGUAGAUGCGUUGAGCAAGCGGUUAGAUGCUAUUAAUACCAACUAGAAUGGCAUUCUUCAUCACGUUUCGCAUAGAUACAGUCAAAUCGUGCAGUAUAUUAUAUGUGUG